Coregonus clupeaformis (lake whitefish) is the source of this 4833-nucleotide messenger RNA. RefSeq names its product NACHT, LRR and PYD domains-containing protein 12-like. NCBI's taxonomy places the organism in Eukaryota, Metazoa, Chordata, Actinopteri, Salmoniformes, Salmonidae. The transcript is spliced from 12 exons. The record is from RefSeq and is a predicted model, not a curated record. Bases 818 to 4561 code for a protein of 1247 amino acids. Gene Ontology annotation, molecular function: protein binding.
GGUGUGCUUAUCAAUGCACAAGCGAUUCCCUAACCGUUUAGCUAGCUAGCAAGUUAAGCAGUUGGCUAGCUGGCAUACGGGGUAACGUUAGUUACAGCGUGGCGAGGGUGAAUUACAUGAUUUCUUAAACAUCUUGCUAGUUGUAGCCAAAGGACUUUCUACAAUUUCAAAAUUAGCGAAGCUAGCAGCACAGUCACAUUGGCUAGCUAGCAAGACGUUAAUAUUCUGGAGGCAGUGGAAACGCAAUUCGAGCUAGCCCACCAAGACCAGCCCAACCCGGGUUGACUUCAAAGUGCCAGGCUGUAGAUACGGCUGUUUUAUUUUAUUUUAUUCGAACAGAGGUACGCUACAACAGGUCUUGCUCUUGGUUUACGCCAUUUAUGUUGAGAAAAGACCAUACCACACACGCCUUAGACAGGAUAUAGAAUUCCCAGAUUUUGCCCAACCCGGAAACGAGAGAAAGUCCUACUAAGGCAGGAGGCAGGACAGAUGAGUUAUAAGUUCAGAACGAGAAAGUGAAGGCUGUAUAGAAAUAAUGACUUUAUUUUUAUUUUUUAUAAUUAAAUUAAACAAUAAAGAUUUAUAUCAGCCUAAUCGAGGUGUAAAUUACAUCAUGCACGCCAGUGUUUGAACUUGCAAUACGGUUGCAUGGGAUUUCUAUAAAUGCAAAUCUGCACAUCCAACGGCAAUAUCCGCUAUAGGUAUAACAUGGGGAGCCGCUUGUUGAUUUGACAGCUGCAACGCAGUUACACCUCUGACAAGCGUUACACAUAAACAAAAGCGAGGUUACCGCUGAUCCAAUUCAAUCCUGGCUUGAAUGGCGACGAGGGUUCAGUGCUCUAAAAUGAGUCUCUCAGGGGAACUUGACACAGAAGCUAAGAGUGGAUGGUCUACUCUGCCAGAGGAUCGGUCCAAGUGUGCUGUGUGUGAACAGGUGCUGAGGGAUCCAGUCUCUAUCACCUGUGGACACAGGUUCUGCAGACAGUGCAUCACCAGAUACUGGGAGCAGCCUGCCCUUUCAGGGCAGUAUGACUGUCCUCAGUGUAGGAAGCGGUCCAGAACACGUCCAGUUCUACUGCCACUGAUUGAACCCACUGAUGACGCAAGGGGCUCUGAAAACAUGGAUGUCAGCCUGCAGAGAGCCAUAGUAAACCACAAAGCCAGUCUGAAAAGGAGGUAUGAAUGCGUGAUAGAAGGCAUGUUAAAAGCAGGGGGUCAAACCCCACUCAACGGGAUUUCCACAGAGCUCUACAUCACAGAGGGAGAGAGAGAAGGGGUUAACAAUGAACAUGAGGUGUGGCAGGCAGACCCAGCAUCCAGGACGCCAACCUCCCGUGACGCAGCAAUCCACUGCAAUGACAUCUUUAAACCCUUACCAGGCCAAGAGAGAAGCAUCAGAACUGUGCUGACGAAGGGCAUCGCUGGCAUCGGAAAAACCGUGUCUGUGCAGAAGUUCAUCCUAGACUGGGCUGAAGGGAAGGCGAACCAAGAUGUGGAUAUCAUAUUUGUGCUUCCUUUCCGGGAGCUGAACUUGAUCAAAGAUCGCCAGUACACUCUUCUCAGACUUCUCGGUGACUUCCACCCAGAACUAGACAUAGGCAAUGCAAAGAAACUCACUGCCUGUAAAGCUAUGUUCAUCUUGGACGGUUUGGAUGAAAGCAGAAUUCCAUUGGAUUUUCAGCGCAACGAAAUGGUGUCUGAUGUCACACAGACGUCGUCUGUAGAUGUUCUGCUGACAAACCUCAUCCAGGGGAAUCUGCUUCCCUCUGCUCUCCUCUGGGUAACCUCCAGACCAGCAGCAACCAAUCAGAUCCCCCCUGAGUGUGUUGACCAGGUGACAGAGGCGCGAGGGUUCAACGACCCACAGAGGGAGGAGUACUUCAGGAAGAGAUUCAGUGACGAUGAGGACCUGGCCAACAGAAUAAUCUCCCACAUAAAGACGUCAAGGAGCCUCCACGUCAUGUGUCACAUGCCAGUCUUCUGUUGGAUUUCUGCAAUAGUCCUUGAACACAUGUUGAGUACAGACAAGAGAAGGGAGAUGCCCAAGACUCUGACUGAGACGUUCACACACUUCGUGCUCAUUCACACCAGCCUGAAGAACCAGAAGUAUCAUGGAAGAGAUGAGAUGGAUCAACAGGAGCUCAUGGAGUCAGAUAAGGAAGUUCUUCUGAAGCUGGGGAAGCUGGCGUUUGAACAUCUGGAAAAGGGCAAUCUCCUUUUCUAUGAAGAAGACCUGAAUGAGUGUGGCAUUGAUGUCAAAGAAGCCUCCGUGUACUCAGGAGUGUGCACACAAGUCUUUAAAGAAGAGUCUGUGUUAUUUCAGAGAGUGGUGUACUGCUUUGUUCAUCUGAGCGUUCAGGAGUUUCUCUCUGCUGUCUACGUGUACCACUGUUACUCAACCGAGAACAUGGAUGCACUGAAGCCCUUCCUCCUGGCGGCUAGGGACCCGUCUGAAGAGCUAACCUUGCGUGAGCUGCUGAAGAGUACAGUGAAUAAAGCCUUGGAGAGCAAGAACGGACACCUGGACCUUAUUGUCCGCUUCCUUCAUGGCAUGUCACUGGAGUCCAAUCAGAAACUCCUACGAGGUCUGGUGACACCGACCGAAAGCAGUCCAGAGAGCGUCCAGAAAAUAACCCGAUCCCUGAAGGGGAUGCAGAGUAACAGCAUAUCCCCUGAGAGGUGCGUCAAUCUCUUCCACUGUCUGAUAGAGAUGAAAACCCAUUCAGUACAGCAGGAAAUCCAAAAAUACUUGAGGUCAGAGAAAAGAUCCAAAAACCUCGCGCUCACAUACUGUUCAGCGCUGGCCUACAUGCUACAGAUAUCAGAGGAGGUUCUGGAGGUGUUUGACCUGAAGCAAUACAAGACAUCACAGGAGGGUCGUAGGAGACUGCUUCCAGCUGUGAGAGUCUGCAGAAAGGCUCUACUUGCUGGCUGUCAACUCAUCGAUGCAUCUUGUGAGCUGUUGGUCUCUGCUCUCAGCUCAAACCCCUCACAUCUGAGAGAGCUGGACGUGAGCAACAAUGACCUGACGGAUUCAGGAGUGAAGCGGCUCUCUGCUGGACUGGGGAAUCCCCACUGUAAACUGGAGACUCUGAAGCUAUCAUGCUGUGGAGUCACAGAAGAAGGCUGUACUGCCCUGGUCUCAGCUCUGAGGUCAAACCCCUACCACCUGAGAGCGCUGGACCUGAGUGACAAUCACCUAGGAGACUCAAUAGCGCAACAUGUCUCUCUUGGAUUAGAAGGUUCAAUCGGGAGACUGGAGAUCCUAAGUGUCUCUGGCUGUAAACUCACAGAAGCGUCUUGUGAAGUGUUGUCCUCAGCUCUCAGUUCCUCCUCACACCUGAGAGAGCUGGAUCUGAGUAACAAUGACCUGCUGGAUUCAGGAGUGAAGCUGCUCUCUGCUGGACUGGGGAAUUCACAAUGUAAACUGGAGAUUCUGAGUGUCUCCGGCUGUAAACUCACAGAAGCGUCGUGUGAAGUGUUGUCCUCAGCUCUCAGUUCCUCCUCACACCUGAGAGAGCUGGAUCUGAGUAACAAUGACCUGCUGGAUUCAGGAGUGAAGCUGCUCUCUGCUGGACUGGGGAAUUCACAAUGUAAACUGGAGAUUCUGAGUGUCUCCGGCUGUAAACUCACAGAAGCGUCUUGUGAAGUGUUGGCCUCAGCUCUCAGUUCCUCCUCACACCUGAGAGAGCUGGAUCUGAGUAACAAUGACCUGCUGGAUUCAGGAGUGAAGCUGCUCUCUGCUGGACUGGGGAAUUCACAAUGUAAACUGGAGAUUCUGAGGUUGGCGUUCUGUGAAAUCACAGAGGAAGGCUGUGCUUCUCUGGCCUCAGCUCUGAAGUCAAACCCUUCACACCUGAGAGAGCUGGACCUGAGCUACAAUCACCCAGGAGACUCGGGACUCAGACUGCUCUCCGCUGGACUGGAGGAUCCACACUUCAGACUGGAGAAACUCAAUGUGGAACAUGGUGGAGAGUACACAAUAAAACAUGGGCUUGGAAAAUAUGCCUGUGAUCUCACCCUGGACCCAAACACAGCACACAGAAACCUCUCUCUGUCUGAGGAGAACAGAAAGGUGACAUGGACGAGCGAGGAGCAGCCCUAUCCUGAUCACCCGGAGAGAUUUCAGGGUUUCGACCAGGUGCUGUGUAGAGAGGGUCUGUCUGGGCUCUGUUACUGGGAGGUAGAGUGGAGUGGGAGAGGGGGUCAUAUAGGAGUUGCAUAUAAAGGAAUCGGUAGGUCAGGAAGGGGUGAUGACAGUGGGUUUGGACCCAAUGACAAAGUCUGGUGUCUGGUCUGUGGUGACGGCUUUUACUCUACCUGGCACAAUAAAAAACUCAUUAGCAUACCUGCCCCCUCCUCCUCCCCCUCCAACAGAGUAGGACUGUUUCUGGACUGGCCAGCCGGCACUGUGUCUUUCUACAAAGUCUGUUCUGAUACGCUGACUCACCUGUACACGUUCUACACCACAUUUACUGAGCCCCUCUACCCAGGGUUUUUUGUUUGGUGUUACUCCUCUGUGUCCCUGUGUCAGCUGGUCCCUGGUCCUGUUCAGGAGUAGGACCUGCCGUAUCGCAUCGCGUCCUGCCAUGUACCACACCUCCUGGGCCUUAUUGCUUAAUUAUAAAACGGGGAUCUGGGAAAUCUGCAAUUUGACUGGUUUAAAUGGUGUGUCAAGCCGUUGACAAUUCCCCUAUACCCACACAUCAUUUGGAAGUAGUGUCAGUUGUAAUGUAGAUAUUUAGUAUUGAUUCUAGAUGGUAUAUUGGCCAUACAAUCCUGUCUUGGCCAUAUACCACAAACCCUGAGGUGCCUUAAUGCUAUUAUAAACAG